This is a messenger RNA of Knipowitschia caucasica, 1218 nucleotides long. NCBI's taxonomy places the organism in Eukaryota, Metazoa, Chordata, Actinopteri, Gobiiformes, Gobiidae. The record is from the annotation of a GenBank genome assembly.
AUGGAGAGGAUGUACCAACAGUUACCUCCCAACUCAGGCUUUGGUGUUGAUGAGUCCAUCAGUCCAGAGUCGGACUCCCCUCCUCCCCUGAGACCAGAGACCACGGAGAAGGAUGUAGUGGCCCCGAAGAAAAUUCAGUACCAUGAGUACUUGAACAGGAUGAAAACGUCCAAGGAUACGUCUCUGACCCCCGUUGAGGAACCAGAGACCACAGACAAAGACCCCAUGGUCCUGAACUACAGUCAGGGCAUGGAGUCCUUCACCAGGUUGGUGCUGGAGAUGAUGGACGUAGUUUCUCCUCUUCUGCAAGAACUGGUUUCCGACGACACAGAGACGCACCUUUAUGAGCGGCUGUCUCAGGGUUUGAGUGCAGGAAAGUACCAAGAGCUGAAAGACCAGAUCACACGCACUGUUACUGAGAAUCUGGCACCGCGGAAAGGACGCCGCAGCAGCCGCAGCAGCCGCAGGAGACUCGCAGAGGCUCACAUUGAUCGUUUUGUGACUUUGGCCAAUAAGGACGUGAGCCAAAGUGGACGCACCAGACUGGACCGAGAGCGCCUCAAGGCCUGCAUGCGGGAGAUCGACAGUAUGGGGCAGCAGGCCAAGCAGAUGCGGACUCAAGUGAAGAAGAACAGCCUCAAAGACAAACUCAAAGUGGCCCAGAACUUCCUCCAGAGACUGCGCUUCCUGGUGGACGAGCCCCAGCACAGCAUCCCGGACGUGUUUGUGUGGAUGAUGAGCAACAACAAGAGGAUGGCAUAUGCUCGCAUCCCGUCCAAAGACCUGCUGCACUCCGUCGUGGACGAGGAGAAGGGGAAAGACUGCGGGAAAGUCAAGGCCGUGUUCCUCAAACUGCCCGGUAAGAAGGGCUUGGGUCCGGCUGGGUGGACGGUGCAGGCCAAGCUGGAGCUGUACCUGUGGCUGGGCCUGAGCAAACAGAAGAAGGACUUCCUGAGCGGACUCCCCAACGGCUUCGAGGAGGUCAAGGCCUCCAAGACCACACCCGCUCUGCACGCCGUGCCCCCCGUCACCCUGGUCUACAGCAUGAAGCAGGUGUUCCAGCUCAGAGCUCACAUGUAUCAGGCUCGCAGUCUCUUCGCUGCAGACAGCAGUGGACUCUCAGACCCCUUCGCCAGAGUCUUCUUCUCCACACACAGCCAGGUCACUGAGGUGUCUGUGUGUGUUGUUGUGUUGAUGCCUGUGUGUGUUGUUGUGUAG